Molecule: messenger RNA, 834 nt
Organism: Galeopterus variegatus (Sunda flying lemur)
Lineage: Eukaryota; Metazoa; Chordata; Mammalia; Dermoptera; Cynocephalidae
Product: tumor suppressor candidate 5 homolog
Exons: 4
Coding region: 1-834 (277 amino acids)
Cellular component (GO): membrane
Source: RefSeq, a predicted model, not a curated record
AUGCAGCCUCAGUUUCCUCCAGCGCAGGAGCCGAGCUCCGCCUCCCACCUGGACCUGCCGGAGAUGGAGAAGCUCCUCACCAAGGUAAAGGACAAGGAUGACAAGACCCUGAAUCUGUCCAAGUCCCUCUCAGGGGCCCUGGAUCUGGAGCAGAAUGGCCACAGCCUGCCCUUCAAGGUGAUCUCCGAGGGGCGCCGGGAGUCCCCACUCGCCCGGUCCCCCUCCAGGGCCAGCUCGAGGCGGGCGUCCUCCACUGCCACCACCUCAUUCGCCCAGGACCAAGAAGUUCCCAAAGAUUACCUCAUCCUCGCCAUCGCCACUUGCUUCUGCCCCGUCUGGCCCCUCAACCUCAUCCCCCUCAUCUUCUCUAUCAUGUCCCGAAGCAGCGUGCAACAGGGGGACCUGGAUGGGGCCCGGAGGCUGGGCCGCCUGGCCCGGCUGCUCAGCAUCACCUUCAUCAUCAUGGGGACGGUCAUCAUCAUCGUGGCUGUGACUGUCAACUUCACAGGACAAUGCAGCCUGCCUUCUGCUGCAUACCUGCGCUGUGGCCUGUGCACCAACCAAGAACUCCUAGAACUCAACCAGGCCAAGGGCCUGAGCUCUCGUCUUGCCAUGGCCUCCUUGAAGGUCUGGGGAGGCUGGGCAAGUCCAGGAAGCCCAAGAGGAAUAGAGGGAGUCCCAGAGCUGGAGGAGUCUGGAGGUCUUGGGGCCAGCCUGGCCAGCAGGGUGGUGCCUGGCAUCGCGGGCAGGGUCACGGAGCCACCCUUGGAGAUGCUUGGACCCACCUCCUACCAAGUCACCCCAGGAGGGAUACAUAAGACAGGGCCCCUGUGA